This is a messenger RNA of Phyllopteryx taeniolatus (common seadragon), 5591 nucleotides long. Its product is annotated as titin homolog. The coding region runs from base 10 to 5391 and encodes 1793 amino acids. The transcript is spliced from 2 exons. Gene Ontology annotation, molecular function: protein binding. The record is from RefSeq and is a predicted model, not a curated record. Lineage: Eukaryota; Metazoa; Chordata; Actinopteri; Syngnathiformes; Syngnathidae.
AGGGACACUAUGGAAAAAGCUGUGUCCGCGUCAAUGAAGCGCGGCACUUUAAGCAGCGAUGAGAAUACACCGUUGAAGAAACUCUCUGGGCCACGGAUGACCAAGGAGUUCUUGAAGGAUCACUGCAAGCAAAACAGGCUCUACUCCACGCCUUGUUUAAACGACACGCUCUACCUACAUUUUAAGGGCUUCUCCACUAUCGAGAACUUGGAGGAGUACACUGGGCUCAAGUGUCUGUGGCUUGAGAGCAACGGGCUGCAGCGCAUUCAGAACCUGGAUGCGCAAGUCAACCUGCGCUGUCUUUUCCUUCAGCAGAACCUGAUCCACAAGCUGGAGAACCUGGCGCCUAUGCAGAAGCUGUGCUCCCUAAACGUCUCCAACAACUACAUCAACACUAUCGAGAACAUCUCCUGCCUCUCCCAGCUCAGCACCCUGCAGAUCGCCCACAACAAGCUGGAGGUGGUCCACGAUAUCCAGCACCUGAGCGACUGUAUGGCCCUCACGGUUUUGGACCUGUCGCACAACCUACUACAUGAGCCGGGGAUUGUGCCCAUCCUGGAGGCCAUGCCAGAACUGCGUGUCCUAAAUUUGAUGGGCAACAAGGUGGUUAGCAAGAUCCCCAACUAUAGGAAGACACUAAUCGUCCGCCUUAGGCAGCUCACUUUCCUGGACGACCGACCCGUUUUCCCUAGGGACAGGGCCUGUGCAGAGGCCUGGGCCCUUGGUGGUCUCGAGUUCGAGCGCAAGGAGAGAGAGCAGUGGGACAACCAGGACAGGAAGAAAAUCCAGGAGAGCUUGGACGCCUUGGCGUUGAUAAAAAAGAAAGCACAGCGGCGGCUGCGCCUUAAAGAGGAGGCGGCGAGAGGUGACUCUGAGUCUUCCAUCACUUCCAAAACCUCUUGUGAGGAAUCACAUGCUGAUAACAUUCAAAGCUUUGUGCAAGACACACUGGAUGCCCACGAUGAGUUCCUCCUAAGUCAAACAACGCAACGGUCAGAUAAAAAACAGGAAGACGAUGAGAACUCAGAAUCUGAGCAGCUUGAUGAAGGGUUGGAGGCCAAGAUUGAAGAUAAGAUGUCUGACCAUGAUGAACAGGCCCAAGAAUCGGAUAAAGAGAAGGAUCUGCUUCUUGGUGAUGAAGCAGGAAGAGAACCUGCAACAGUUGUAAACCAUGACGACCAAGAGAACCAGCUUUCUUCGGUGAUGCUACAUUCUUCUGAGGAACCACAUGGUCCCAGUCCACUCGGGACUGGACUGGUGGAUGGAAGGCUUGUCCACAUUGAUGACCUCCCUGUUCUUGAGGAUGUGGAACACCCUGCUGAGAACAUCCGUAGCCUUGUACAGGACACACUGGAGGCCCAUGAGAAGUUUCUCGAAGGUCAAACGAUUCCCCAAGCUGAUGAAAAUCAGGAAAAAGGUGAAGACUCCAAAUCAGAGCAGCUUGAUGAAGGUUUAGAGACUGAGAUUAAACACAAGAUGUCAGAGGAGGAUAAAGAAAAUGCUCAGCUGGGUGAUGGUGAGAAGGAUCAGGUUCUUGUUGUUGACAAAGAAAGAGAACCUGCGGCAAUUUUAAACCCUGAGAAACAGCUUCCUACUGUGAAGGUAAAUACCCCCGAAGAGUCAGAAGGUCCCAGUGUUCGGGAGGAUGCAAUGUUGCUGCAUGUUGAUGAUAUUCUUUUUGACGCUUUGGAACCAGCUGCUGAGAUGAUUCAUUGCCUUGUGCACGACACAGUGGAGGCCCAUGAGGAGCACCUCCCAAGUCAAACAGUACUGCAAGCUGAUGAAAACCAGGAAAGGGGUGAAGACUCCAAAUCCGAGCAGCUUGAUACAGGUUUAGAGGCUGAGAUUAAACACAAGAUGUCAGAGGAAGAUAAAGAAAAUGCUCAGCGGGGUGAUGGUGAGACGGAUCAGCUUCUUGUCAUUGACAAAGAAAGAGAACCUGCAGCAAUCUUAAACCCUGAGAACCAGCUUCCUACUGUGAAGGUAGAUGCCCCUGAAGAGUCAGAAGGUCCCAGUGUUCGGGAGGAUGCAAUGUUGCUGCAUGUUGAUGAUAUUCUUUUUGACGCUUUGGAACCAGCUGCUGAGAUGAUUCAUUGCCUUGUGCACGACACACUGGAGGCCCAUCAGGAGUACCUCCCAAGUCAAACAGUACCGGAAGCUGAUGAAAACCAGGAACGGGGUGAAGACUCCAAAUCAGAGCAGCUUGAUGCAGGACUGGAGAUCAAAGCGCAGAUGUCUGAGAAAGAGGAACAUAAAGAACACGCUUGGCAGGUGGGUGCAGAUGAGGAUCAGGUUAUUGACGAUGAAGCCAGAAGAGAACCUAGAACAAUUGUAAACUCUGUUCGCCAGGAUAUUCACCUUCUUUUGGUGGCAGAUUCUCCUGAAGAACCACAAGGUCCCAAUCCACUGUGGACUGGGCAUCAAGAUGCACAGUUGCUGCAUAUUGAUGUUCGUGUUGUUGAAAAUGUCAAAGCAAGUGCUGAGAAUAUCCAUAGAUGUGCCCAGGAUACAUUAGAGGCCCGUGAGGAGUUUCAGGGAAAAGAUAGAGUCUCCAAGUCAGAGCAGCUUGGUGAUUUAAAAAACAGAAUUGAAGGUGAGAUGUCUGAAAAGCAGAAAAAAACUCAGCUGGUGGACGGAGGGGAGCAUCGGUUUCUUCUAGCUGAAGCAGGAGCAGAAUCUAUGUCAAUUGUAAACCCUGAGCACCAAGAGAACAAGCUUCCUUUGAUAGUAGAUUCUCCUGAAGAGCCACAAGAUCCUGAUCGACUAGGGACUGAACUGCAGGAUGCAGAGUUGCUGCACAAUGAUGAUAGUUGUUAUCUGGAAGAUGCGGAAACAGCUGCUGAGAACAUCCAUAGAUUUAUGCAGGACACACUGGAGGCCAAUGAGUUUGAUCAAAGUCAAACAACACAGGCAUCUGAUGAAAAACAGAAAAAAUGGAAAGAGUCUAAAUCAGAGCAGCAUGUUGAAGGACUGAAGGAACCUGAGGAAGAUGAAGAACAGCAUCAAUGGGGUGAUGAUGAAGAGCAUCAGGUUCUAGCCGAUGAAGCAGGAAGUGAAUUUACAACAAAGGUAAACCUUGAACAACGGGAGAAUCAACUUCCUUCUGUGAGGGUGGAUUCUUCUCAAGGACUACAGGAUAGAGCACUGCUCCAGAUCGAUCUUCCUGUUCUUGAAUAUGCCGAACAAACUCCUGAGAACAUCCAUAGCUUUUUGCAGCACCCACUAGAGGACCAUGAGGAGCUUUUCCAAAGUCACACAACGCAGCCAUGUGAUGAAAACUAUGAAAAAGACAAAAUCUCCAAAUCAGAGCAGCUUGAUGGAAGCUUGGAGGUCGGAAAUGAAGAAGGUAUCUCUGAAAAACAGAAAGAACAAGCUCAGAAGGUUGAUGGAGUGAGUGAUCAUGUUCUUGGGGAUGAAGCAAUAAAUGAACCUACAACAAUUGUAAACAAUGAGCAGCAAGAGACAAAGCUUCCUUCGGUGGUGGUUGAGUCCCAUGAGGAAUCACAAGAUCCCUGUCCACAGGGGACUGAACUACCAGACAGAGUGCUGUUGCACAUUGACGAUCUUCCUGAUUUUGAAGAUGUGGAACCAACUGCUGAGAGCAUCCAAAGCCUUGUGCGGGACACACUGGAGGCGCAUGAUGAGUGUCUCCAAAGUGAAACAACACAGAAAUCCAAAGAAAACCAGGAAAAAGAUGAAGACUCCAAAUCAGAGCAGCUUGAUGAAGGAUCGGAGGUCAGAAUUGAAGAGGACAUGGCUGAAGAACAGGAGGAUUCAGCUCAGCAGAGUGAUGAAGAAAACAGUCUUGUUCUUGGUGAUGAAGCAACAAUAGAACCUUCAACAAUUGUAAACCAUGAAGAUCAUGAGAACCAGCUUCCUUCCAUGAAGGUAGAUCCUCCUGAAGCAUCACUCAGGACCCCAAUGGAGCAUGCAGUGUCACUCUACAUUGAUGAUUGUCCCAAGACUGAGAAGCUGGAACCACAUGCUGACAGCUGUCCCAGCCUUGUGCAGGACGCACUGGAGGCCCAUGAGGUGGUUCUACAAAGUCAAACAUCACUGCAAUCUGAUGAAAAAAUAAAAAAAUGCAUGGACUCCAAAUCAGAGCAGCUUGAUAAAGAACUGGAGGCAAAGAUUGAAGAAAAAAUGUCUUUUGAAGAUGAACAGACUCAGUUGGUGGAUAGAGAGGGGGAUCGGGUUCUUGUUGAUGAAUUCGGAAGAGAACUUGAGCACCCUGAGCACCAGAAUAAUCUGCUUCCUUUGGUCUGGGUCGAAUCUUCUGAGGGAUGGCAGGAUGCAGAACCACUGUGCAUUGAUGAUAUUCCUCUUGAGGAUGUUGAACCACCUGGGAAAAACAUUCAAAGUUUUGUGAAGGACACACUGGUGGAGGCCUGUGAAGAGUUCCUCCAAAGUCAGACCACACUGCAAUCUGAUGAAAACCAAGAGAACAAUGAAGACUUUGAAGCAGGUCACCAUGAUAAAGGUAUGGAGGACGAAACAGAAGAGAUCCCUGAAGAACAGGGAGAACAAGCCCAGCAGGCUGAUGGAGAGGUGCAUCGGGGUCUUGCCGAUGACGCAGGAAGAGAACCUACAACAAUUGUAAAUCUUUCACACUGGGAAAACCAGCGUCUUUCAGAGAUGGUAGGUUUUCUUGAAGAACCACAAGGUCCCGGUACACUGGGGACUGAACUGGAGGAUACAGCGUCGCUUUGCAUGGAUGACAUUCUUCUUGAAGAUGUUGAAUCACCAGCUGAGAACACCCAUAGCCUUCCCCAGUCCACACUGGAGGUCGAUGAAGAGGUUAUCCCAACUCAACCCAUACCGCGUGCCAAUAAAAACCAGGAGGAAGAAGAUUCCAGAUCAGAGAACCCUGAUGAAGGGUUAGAGGUUGAGAUGAAACAUAAGAUGUCUGUGGAAGGGGAAGACAAGGCCCCUCGUGUGGGUAGAGAGGAUGUCAGGCUUCUUGACAAGGAAGCAGAAAGAGAAUCUACAACCACUGAAAACCCCGAGCACCAGGAGAACAAGCUUCCAUCGGUGAUGGUAGAGCCUGAGGAACCACCUCGUCCAGGUCUAGAGGGGAUUGGACUGGCAGAUAUAGAGUGGCUGCACAUUGACGAAUGUCCUGAUCUUGAGGUUGUGCAAAUGUCCUCCCCUCAGCAGGUGUUCAAAGCGAAAACAAAAGCCCUAUCCGGACUUGGUGGUGAAGAUGGAUCUAUUUGGAGUGACGUCCUCCCUUUUGGGUCAGAUAAUAAGUCGUUGCUUUUAAUGAGCAGCUGCUCCAAGUUACCAGAACCUCUUCACGACUUAUCACUGCUGUACCCUGAAGAUGAUGUGGAGCCUCUGGCUUUGGAACUACAGGAAAAGCCCGACAUCAUCCAAUUGUUUUCUCCUUGAUGAUGUCAUCAGAUUUCGUGACCGCACUUUGGACUUUUCCUUGUAUUUAUGUAUGCACUUUAAUUUGAUCAAAGAAGAGAAGUUCAUACGCGACAGUACAGAAUAAACCAAAGUAAACACACCAGAGUCAAUCACCCAAUGCCUAACCUAAGCUUUUCACAAUGAAAACUGAGUAAGUGAAACAAUUGCGAUUAAAAACA